This is a messenger RNA of Rubroshorea leprosula, 661 nucleotides long. Lineage: Eukaryota; Viridiplantae; Streptophyta; Magnoliopsida; Malvales; Dipterocarpaceae. The record is from the annotation of a GenBank genome assembly.
AUUUUAAAAAAAAAAACAAAAAAGAAAAGCAAAUAAAUAAAUCAGAUUAUUAAUUAAAAAUAGCAAAUAUGAAAAUAAUUAAUUUUCUAUUUAAAAAAUUGAAUUUUAACUUAUGGAUAAGAACCUUAACUGAAAAAUAGAAUGGAGAAUUGCCCACAAAUUAGGACUAGAACUGAAGAACUCCGAAGACAAUGGUGUGGAGGUGGGCUGCCGUGCAACGGCGAGCUUUUCGAUGUUGACGGUUCUCCUGAGACUCACGACAGCAACCACGGCAGCGCCGAUGAUUAUAGCGAUUCCAAAUCUCGGGUACGCAUGGUGGCCGAUGAGUUUAUUUGAGCAUCUCUUUCGUUCUAAUUUCUUUCCUUCUUUCGAAAAUUGAUUAAUCCAUUAGGAUUUAUUUUUAGUUGAUUCCUUUAUCUCUUGCUUUGAGAUUAGCACUGCGGAAUGCGUCUUGCUUCGAGUUCAGAUUUUGUAGGCAAUUUUGGUUUUGAGGGCGAAUUAUACUUUUUUUGUUUUUGGAAGUGAUAGGCUGAUGCAAUUGGCUAGACUUUUAAUAAGAGGCUUUUCAUUGCAAUUUUGAAUAGGAAAAAAGGGGAAACAACAUAAUUAGCAAUGACACCUAUAAUAUGGGUACUUUCUUUAAUGAAAUUGCUUGGGUAGA